AUGAACACUCUGGAGGAUGUCCCAUUUCAGACCCUACUGGGACCACUGGAGGAGGAAGUGCAGCCCGUGACAGCUCCAGACAUCACUAUACCAAACUGCCACCGGAUACUACAAGACACUGAGUAUGGAUUCAACCUGGAGAAAUGGAUUUUAACUGGGCAGCAGCCAGUCCAUCAAGCCCCAUCCUGCCCCCCCUACUGGCUGAUGUUCAGCAGCCCUCAGGAGAGUCGCAGGACAAAUCGCAGGAGCAGCGACACGUGGACCCCGAGCCCUCGACCCCGCAGUUACAGCCUGAACUCUGCAGACAUUCGCUGGCCGCACCAUCGCACUGUCAAGUUCCUCAUAUCUGACUCUGAGGAUGAAGAUGGUUACAACGAGGAUAAUGAAGGCUCCUCCACUGAAGACGCAUGUCACCCUAUCAAGAGCAGAGAGCGGCCCCGGAGCGCUGCACCCAGAGACCCACUCGCCAGAGUCAAAGACAUGCACCUUGGUCCUUCCACUCACCCCUGUAAGCCUGACUCACCUCUGAGCCUCAGAGCCCACAGAGGCUCUUCUCUGAAAGACUGCAGACAACCACUGCAAGCACUGGAGCAGCACAGGUCACAGCAGGCCAGCCCCGUACCUCAAGGGCAGAAGAACAGCAAAAAGAGGCAGCGGUCACUGGGCUCCGUGGGCAGAAAGUACUCCCAAAACACACCACCUGCUCGCCCCUCUCCAUGCAGGUUGCAGACGCAGCGACCCUCCUCUGCAGGGCCUGUCGUUAAAAACCGCAGGCAGAAGACCCUGAGGACUAGUGGCUCUCCUGGGGUUUUCUUUGAUUCAGCAGCAGAGUUGUUGUCGGCACUCAGCCAGGAGGAGAGGGAGCUACUUGAAACCAUCACAGAGAGGGGCUACCCUUUACGCACAGCUAUUCUGGCUCUGCAGAAGACAGGCUAUCACAGCCCAGAAAAGAUCCUGAAAUACCUGGUGGCCAGUGACCGUCUGUGUGAGCUGGGUUAUGAUGAAGCACAGGUGGAGGAGGCCUUGGAGAUGUUUCAGAACUGUGAGAGCAAGGCUGCUGAGUUCCUGCGUCUCCUGACUCAGUUUAAUGAGAUGGGCUUCAAGCAAAGUGCAAUCAAAGAAGUACUGCUUGUUCAUGAAAAUCACCGCGAGAGGGCUCUGGAAGAACUCAUGGCACACAUGGCUUAAACAGAGCAGCCUCUAAUUUCUAGUCUACAUGGAGAAGGGAUUAUUUUUACAACUACAAUACGUGAAAUGUACUCAAGAUACAGUAUGUGGUCAAUAUGGAAUACUUAACAGAUACUGCCUUCUAACUUGGACAAAAGCUUUGUAACUAAACCAUAAAAAGGGCUGAAAGAAAACAUUCAGGUAUAAAUCAAAAUUACACAAGAUAACAAAUAGGUAGACUUAAUAAGGAUGAACGUUUUUUUAAAACGUUUAUUUACAGCUGGAUUUAAAAAAAAAAAAAGCACUCAAUAUUUAGUUUCUGAAGAGCAAAUUCAGCUGUCAUUCCAGCUGGAGGAAGAAAAGCAUGGUGCACUGGCUUACUGCUACAGUACUAAAACAAUGUAGUGCUCUAGAUAUGGUUAAUGCUUAAAUUUAAAGGCUAUACACCCAAAAGGAAAAUGUCAAUAAAAAGCCACAACAGCCUUGCUACAAAUAUGAAAUACCAGAAAAUACAGCAGAGAAAAUUGCUCCAGCAGUAACCCUGAAAGAAAGUCUUAUGAAAACAGGAUCGAUGGAGACUCAAAAUGUUCAGACAGAUUUAAAUAUUUACAUUUUUUGUAAUGAGAUUACAAUAAAGUUCCCUGUUGUCCAUGAAAACAUCAAACUACCGCUGAGCUGGAAGACUUCCAGCACAGCUGCUUUAACUCAUCACUGUUGACUGACGGUGGAGUUCAGCAUUCCUGACUUCACAGUCGAUUUAGAAGCCUUUGAGAGGUCCCUCUGUAAAGAAAAGUCCAAGUUCACCGUCAGCAUCUUUCACAUUUUAAUAACAAAGUCAAAUGAUUGAAUAUACAAGUUUAUGUUUGUGGGUUCACACAGUGUUAGAAUGUGACAUGGUAAUAUGAAAUGCUAGUGCAUGUUCAUUU
Micropterus dolomieu (smallmouth bass) is the source of this 2093-nucleotide messenger RNA. Its product is annotated as ubiquitin-associated protein 1-like. Gene Ontology annotation, biological process: ubiquitin-dependent protein catabolic process via the multivesicular body sorting pathway. Bases 1 to 1188 code for a protein of 395 amino acids. The transcript has 5 exons. The record is from RefSeq and is a predicted model, not a curated record. NCBI's taxonomy places the organism in Eukaryota, Metazoa, Chordata, Actinopteri, Centrarchiformes, Centrarchidae. Gene Ontology annotation, molecular function: ubiquitin binding. Gene Ontology annotation, cellular component: ESCRT I complex.